Physella acuta is the source of this 1740-nucleotide messenger RNA. RefSeq names its product putative cytochrome P450 12a5, mitochondrial. Lineage: Eukaryota; Metazoa; Mollusca; Gastropoda; Physidae. The record is from RefSeq and is a predicted model, not a curated record. Gene Ontology annotation, molecular function: monooxygenase activity; iron ion binding; oxidoreductase activity, acting on paired donors, with incorporation or reduction of molecular oxygen.
AUGUUCAGACGAUUUAACAUCAUUGUAAGGUCAGUUCCUAACCUCAGUUCCCACCAACCUCUGCGGUGGACGUCAGUGGCCAGUAGUGUCAACAAACAUGAGGUGAAACCGUUUGAAGAAAUCCCAGGUCCUAGAGGACUUUACAGCUUGCCGUACAUAGGAUCUGUCCUACAUUUCAAACCAUUCGGUAAAUAUACGCCACAGACAAUAGACAAGUUGUUUGAAAACUUGCAUGAACGGUAUGGGUCCGUGGUUCGAGUUCAGCUUGGCAGAACCUAUGUGUUGGUGGAGAACCCCAAAGACAUCGAGACGGUCUUCAGAAACGAGGGCAAAUAUCCGUAUAGACUUCCGAUUGAUAUUUACAAAUUUGUCUGUGAGAAGAAUGGAUACAAACCCACACUGAGUCAGACCCAAGGAGAAGCGUGGCAUGCCCUGAGAACUCCAGCCAACAAAAGCCUAAUGAAAGCUGACUCGGCCUAUCAUUACCUGGUCCCACAGAACGCCGUAGCUGAUGAUUUUGUCAACAUUUUGGCCACACAAAAGUUGACACCGGAAGAAAUGAAAGAUCUUUUCUUUCGCUAUGCUUCUGAGAGCAUUGGCGUGGUGGUCUUCAAUACGAGGCUUGGCUUUUUGGGUACCUCUUUAGACAAAGAGAAGUCAGAAUUUCUUGCAGCCACGAAAGAUUUUUUCUCGGUCAUAGCUGCCGGUUUAAGCGGCAAAAUUAUGACGUACAAGUGGUAUAAGAGCCGGGUAUACAGAAAGAUGGAUAAUUGCAUAAAAACCAUCAAACAAAACUCAAGAAAACGUAUUUCUGAAGCUUUAGCAACUAUUGAACAACGAAAACAGGAAGGGAAUUUUGAUCCAGAAGAACCCAAUCUACUUCUCUCCCUUGCAGCAGAAAAAGGACUUGACAAGGAAGACGUCAGUAGCAUAUUAGAAAGCCUUUACAUGGCUGGGACUGACUCGACAGCAAACAACCUUCAAGUUUUUUUCUACAACUUGGCUAAAAACCCAGACAAACAGGAAAUUCUCAGAAAAGAAAUUUUGGAAGUUGUUGGAGAAUCCGGUGUUGUGGAUGCUAAAGCCCUGUCAAAGAUGUCCUACCUGAAACAAUGCCUCAAGGAAUCUUUCAGACUAAACUACCCAACACCCUCUGGCACCCUUAGAAUUUUACCCAAUGACAUUGUUGUCAGUGGCUAUAGAGUUCCAGCAGGGACUGCUUUUCUUUUAGGCAACAAAAGAGCCUGUAGGACUUAUUUUGAUGACCCAGACAAGUUUAUCCCAGAGAGAUGGACCAGAGCAGACGAUGGUCGUAAACAGGACAACACAAACAGCAUGGCGGUUUUACCGUUUGGUCACGGGCCGCGUAAUUGUAUUGGUCAACGAUUUGCUGUUCAGGAGAUUUAUCUGGCCACGUCUAAAGUUCUCCAGAAGCUGAAGAUAGAAGUAGACCCCGAAUCAUUGAACACAGAAUUUAUCUACAUUGGUUUUAUUGACACAAAGUAUCCAAUCAGAUUCAAAUUUACAAAAAUUUAAACUGGUUUGCAAAUAAUUCUUUAACAGAUGUUACAUUUGCUGCAAUGGUUAGAUUUUAAAAUUAUAAAUUGUGUAGAGGAAAAAAAUUAUUUUAAUUAAAAUUAAAGCGUGUUUUAAUUGUAUUUACGGACUUUAAUAAUUUACAGAGUAUAAACAAACGUAAAUAAUUUUUUUUUAAUUUCUGUUUGAAGAUUAUAAAAUAAA